Molecule: messenger RNA, 4205 nt
Organism: Cygnus atratus (black swan)
Lineage: Eukaryota; Metazoa; Chordata; Aves; Anseriformes; Anatidae
Gene: ALDH5A1
Product: aldehyde dehydrogenase 5 family member A1
Exons: 10
Coding region: 1-1557 (518 amino acids)
Biological process (GO): GABA catabolic process
Molecular function (GO): succinate-semialdehyde dehydrogenase (NAD+) activity
Source: RefSeq, a predicted model, not a curated record
AUGUCGAGCCUCCUGCCCCUUCGCGCCGCAGCCGCCGCUCGCCGCCGCCUCCUGCUGCAGCCCCCGGCGGCCCCGGGCCCGGCGGCGGCGCGGAGCGGCAGCGGGGCGCUGCCCGGCGGGCUGGUGCGGCGGGGCGGGCUGGUGGGCGGCCGCUGGCUGGAGGCGCCCGCGGCCUUCGCUGUGCGGGACCCGGCCAGCGGGCAGGAGCUGGGCCCCGUGGCCGACUGCGGCGCGGCCGAGGCGAGGGCGGCCGUGAGGGCCGCGCACGGGGCCGGGGCCGCCUGGGGCCGCCUCCCCGCCAAGGAGAGGAGCGCCCUCCUCCGCAGGUGGUACGAGCUGAUGGUGGAGAGGAGGGACGACCUGGCCGCGAUCAUAACGGCGGAAAACGGAAAACCUCUGAAAGAAGCGCAGGGGGAAAUCCUAUAUUCUGCCUCAUUUCUGGAAUGGUUUGCGGAAGAAGCUCGCCGAGUUUAUGGUGAUGUCAUUCCAGCAUCUGCAAAAGACAGAAGAAUCCUGGUGCUGAAACAGCCGGUGGGAGUGGCAGCUAUUAUAACCCCAUGGAACUUCCCCAGUGCUAUGAUUACCCGGAAGGUUGGUGCAGCUCUGGCAGCUGGCUGUACAGUAGUAGUGAAACCCGCAGAGGAUACACCUUUAUCAGCAUUGGCUCUUGGAGAGCUUGCAAACCAGGCUGGAAUUCCUGCAGGAGUGUAUAACGUUGUUCCUUGUUCCAGACAACAGGCACCAGCUGUAGGGGAAGUCUUGUGCACUGAUCCAUUGGUAGCCAAAAUAUCUUUUACUGGCUCUACUGAAACAGGAAAGAUACUGCUGAAGCACGCAGCUGGCACCGUGAAGCGAGUCUCCAUGGAGCUUGGAGGGCACGCUCCUUUUAUAGUGUUUGACAGUGCCGAUGUGGACCGUGCUGUGGCAGGAGCCCUUGCUUCUAAGUUUAGAAACUCAGGACAGACAUGUGUUUGCACAAACCGUUUCCUGGUGCAGAAGGGAAUCCAUGAUGAAUUUGUGGAAAAGUUUGCUAAAGCCAUAAGGAGCGAGCUACGUGUUGGAAAUGGAUUUGAUGCAAAUACCACCCAAGGGCCACUAAUCAAUGAAAAAGCAGUAGAAAAGGUAGAGAGACAUAUUAAUGAUGCAGUUUCUCAAGGAGCAUCUAUUGUGACUGGAGGGAAACGACACAGCUUGGGGAAGAAUUUCUUUGAGCCAACAUUACUGAGUAAUGUUACAACAAAAAUGCUUUGCACGCAAGAGGAGACAUUUGGCCCUUUAGCACCGGUUAUCAAAUUUGAGACUGAAGAAGAAGCUAUUGCCAUAGCAAAUGCAGCCAGUGUGGGUUUAGCAGGAUAUUUCUACUCCCAAGAUCCAGCUCAGAUCUGGAGAGUUGCAGAGCAGCUGGAAGUUGGAAUGGUUGGUGUAAACGAAGGCAUAGUCUCCUCAGUGGAGAGUCCUUUUGGUGGGGUAAAGCAGUCUGGCUUAGGACGAGAAGGUUCGAAGUAUGGCAUUGAUGAAUACUUAGAAAUAAAAUAUGUCUGCUUCGGAAGCUUGUAAAAAUCUUCAGAAAGCACAAUCCCAACAUUUUGGAAAAGAGCAUUGUAGUUUUAAAAGCUUUUUGAACCAGAAUUAUGUUAUGAAUGCAACAUUUACCUUCUUCAAAACUAAGCAACCCUGUUCUGUAUGCGUAGAGAUAUUUACAACAUUCUGUGCUGCCACAUGUUUUUACAUGUUUGUACGUUGUUUUUGACCAAUGUGAUCACAGUGCCCAUCAUCUCUAACAAGGAGUAGCGAGGAAUGCACAUCUGUUAUCCUUAGAUUACCCCUGUGUAGUUGGGAGGACUUGGAGACUUCUGCAUUAUGAAAAUAGAUCAUAGCCUGUGUCAAGGGGAAAACUGACUACCAUUCGUUGUUGCCUGCUUGAGUGUGUGUAGGGCGUGGGAAGUGUUGAGAAUGGCAGACUCCCUUUAGAGUUUUGUGUAAAUACCAACAUUUUCUAAUGUGGUUAUGUAACUUUCUUUUAGAAGCAGGCAUGUCUCUUUUUAACUGGGGGAUAAUCUGAUGCUUAUGAAAGGUGAGGAGUGUUUUUUAGCUACUGCUAGGAGUUGAUGCAGGUGAACGUACAGCUUUGUCAGUGCAUGUUAAUGCUGGCUGCAGAGCUGCCAGCUGUUCAGCUCCGGUCUUCUGAGCAAAGAGCUGUAAUUUGUGCUUAACAGCUUACAGGUUUGGGAUCGAACGCCUUUGUCUGGUAUGUAUGAGAGUCCCAGCUGUCCUGGGAAAACAUCAGCAAAGGACAAAGAGUUGCCGGCGUAGUGAGUAGUAGGAGGAAGAUAGGAUGUACGGUUACAGGAAUAACUUGUAGAAUUGUCAGGGGACACUGAAAGGGCUGUAUGAAUGAAUUCCAAGUGGUGACAUGAUGAUACACAUAACUCCCUUCUGCGAAAAGAAUGUCCUUUUGUAAAAGGAAGGUCACUGAUGUAAAUGUUGCUCAGCGUCUAGAAUGUUACCCACCACCUCCAAAGAACAGGAGCAGAUAGAUGGUUCAGUUCCUCUGGGCUUUGUGCCUUGAAUCAGAUUUGUGGUCACACAGGAAAAUAACCUUUAAGGAGGAAGGUACAAAAACCUUUAAAAUUGGCUAACUUGUGGUUUAAUAAGGACUUAAGUAAAAAUGACUAGAGGUGAAACUUUUACCCAUAACCUCACUACUUUAAUUGUCAUCUUUAAGGAUAAUUUAAAGAAUCCUUAAUAUGACACAAACAGUACUGUUUAAACGUUAUUAUUUCAAUGAGACUUGAAGCAUUUAAAAAAAAGUGCAAUGCUAAUUUGGCAAAUAAAUCAACAUAGCAGAGACUAAGGAGAAGAAAUUUUCUUUCCUGUACUUAAAUUGUUUGGUGGGAUUUUACCCAUUAAUUACUGAAAAAAAAUAGAAGGUAACACACCACUUCUUCCUAAUGAAUGUACACUAUGAAAUGGGCUAUUUUAAGAUAUUUUAUCCAAUGAAGCAAAAAGGUACCAGGUACCAUAAGACUUACACGAAAGAAGAGCCAGAGCUGAGUUUCACAGAGUUUUAUAAAGCACACAUGAGGUAGCAUUGACUGCUGCUCAUUAUUUCUAAAUAUUUUUUUAUGUUUAUAUUUAUCUAACACUUGAGACCAGGUGGGUGUUUGUAUGUAACACAUUACUUGUCAGUAAAUGUAUAUGUGUGCAUCCUGCCAGUUGAAGGACAGGUAAAGAACACUUAUUGCCCUUCCAAGCAUUUCCAAUGCACCAAAAUAAAUGCAUGUUUAAGGUAAUAAGGACUUAAUACUGUUAUCAGUUGCCGUACAUUUGUCUUUUUUUCCAAGAACAAAAAAGGAUAGCCAACUUCUACCUACACUAAUUGCAAGAAACCUUCCACCCAACCUCUGAGAUUACACUACUGAGCACACAGGCUACCUGAAUUUAGAGAAUAUGAGGAUGUGGAACAGGGAGCUCUUUGCCAGCUUUGGCUGCCAAUACAUUGUUUAUUUCUUACUGGAAAGUGUAACGAGGCUGAAAAAAGGUCAUAACUUGGUGUCUGGGUACUAAUAACACAGUGGUGCAGGCACAGUUGUGGAUGUUGUACACAGGUUGGAAUAUCUGCCGCUUUAAUUGCACAGAUUUAAAACUGUCUGCGUGUGAUCUGCAGUAUGAGGUCAAAGUUAUCUCAUUUACUGCUGUAUGACAGUGCAGUUCUGAAUGUAGGUGUACUUCUUGGGACAGUGCAGUUGGAGGAUAAACUUUUUAGCCGGCUGCUCUAUUAAUUGUAAAAACUAGUGAUCUGAUGCAUUGGUGCAUUUAAAAUCUUCAUGUAUUUCUAAGAAUAGCACUGUUAAAAUUAAUGAGUAAAUGUUUACUUUUUUCCUAGCAUUUUUUUUUACUAUGCCUGAUAACAAGCACAAAACAUAAUUAAUAAGGUAUAUAGGCUUUAAAAAAAGCCUUUGUCUAGAUGGGAUUGUGGUAGGAUUCCAGCAUAGCAGCCUUGUGUCACUGAAGUCUACAUCAAUAAGCACAGAAUAAUCUUGAAGUUGUUUUCAAAACAAAAGCUGUGAUUCUUUAACAAAACAUAUACUUGAAUUCUUACACCUCAGUUAUGUUGAUUACAUUUGUGAUAGUUCAGCGAUUUCUGGAUACUAAAACUGCAAUGGAAAAAUGUUUUCAGUUAAUAAAUAACUUCUGUGAAAGCA